This is a messenger RNA of Capsaspora owczarzaki ATCC 30864, 1560 nucleotides long. RefSeq lists its product as hypothetical. The record is from RefSeq and is a predicted model, not a curated record. NCBI's taxonomy places the organism in Eukaryota, Filasterea, Ministeriida, Capsasporidae. Bases 1 to 1560 code for a protein of 519 amino acids. The transcript is spliced from 3 exons.
AUGACAACACGCAGACGCCGAGGGACGGUUCUAGCUGCCUUGGUGGUCGCAGUAAUCUUCAUCUAUGUGGCGCUGCUUCAAGGCUUCAACGGCCACCAGAACGAUGCUGUCAAAGUCACAGAGGCACUGUGGGAGCCUGAAGUCGCUACUACUCAAGCCACCAUCCAGCCCGAGUUUUCCGAGCCGGUCGCCAUGCAGCCAAUGCCGGUCUCACAACCCACACGGGAUCUGCUCCAGGUCAUCGAUCCUACCGCUCAGGCGGCGAAAAGCUCAGUGGUGGUGAAUGAUCAAGACGACGAGCUCGAGGUCGAGGAGGAGGCGGCGCAACAAGACCCCAUGAUCGAGGUUGGUGCAAGUCCACAGCCAGCCGACCGUGUUUGUAUUGGAUCGCCAGCUUUCAACGCCUCCGAGCUCGAGACAGUUCCACAGGCAGUCCAAUGCCUGCUGGAGAGUCCUCGAUUCUAUCCGGUACUCUUCGGCUUUUCUCAGCAGUCCGAGACCACGACUUCGCUUUUCAACACUUUUCUGGAGCAGGGCAAAUUUCGGCUCACAAUCGAUCGACGGGAAGUUGACAUCACCACUCCAAUCGAUUGGCACAUGAAUCCCUUCAAGGAUCGCACCUGGCAGAUGUGGUUUCAUUCGUGGAAAGAAUUGGUCGGACUGCCUCUGUUCGAGUACAAGAGCCACCCAGACAGGCCAGAGCUAGUCCGCUUCGCCAAGGUGUUUGCCCUCGACUGGUGCGAAAAGUUUGGCGCGACCAGACCAGAACGGUUUGCUUCCAUUCCCAAAGGCAAGGAGGGAGACCCGCAGUUCCCGAUCAAGGCCUACCUGUGGUACGACAUGGCGGUCAGCUCAAGGGCAACACAACUUAUUAACCUCCUGCGUCUUGGCGCGCAUGCAGGACCCGAUUACCUGUCCGAGACCGAAUUCGCCGCACUCGCUGCUUGCCAGCUCGAGCAUGCCUACUAUCUCGCUGCGAACGACACCUACGCCUGGUACAAUCAUGGGCUAUUCAGCGACAUGUCUCUGUUCUUCAUCUCGCGCGACUUGCCGUGGCUCCAUCCCAACACCACAGCCUGGGGCGAUCUUGCCAUCUAUCGCUUCGGAGCCAACGCUGGCGCUUCCAUUGACGUUGCGUCUGGCAUGCACCUGGAGCACUCUGUCUCGUAUCAAAGUGCUAUGAUCAACCUGCUAACUGUGGCCGACGAGGCGAACGUGCUUGGCCAUACGAGUCUUGGCGCGGACAUCCUGCAAAAGAUGCGGCGAGCUCUUGUGUGGAUGCUCACAACCGACGACGAGCAGUCCAUGCCGCUGGUUGGCGAUACGUCUGCAGAAGAGUUUGCGCAUCGUGCCCAGUACGAGCAUGAGGACGGACUCGCGCCCGCAAUCAUGAACAAGGGCGGGGCGGCGAUUGUCAAGCAGCUUUCGACUCGCAGUCAUUUAUUCAUGGUCGCUUGGUUUCACUCGUGCACUCACAAGCAUGCUGAUGAGCUGUCGUUCGUGCUCACCGAGUUUGGCCGGCAACUCGUCGUCGACCUUGGCAAGCUCACAACGGAGUGA